Gasterosteus aculeatus aculeatus (three-spined stickleback) is the source of this 1579-nucleotide messenger RNA. Lineage: Eukaryota; Metazoa; Chordata; Actinopteri; Perciformes; Gasterosteidae. The record is from RefSeq and is a predicted model, not a curated record.
ACGCCCAAAAGUUCGAUGAAGAGGAAGAUGCGAGCAGCUCGCAGCUCGCUGUGUGACUUUUCGUUCACUGUAUAUGAAGUAAUGGAUGACUCGUUUUUUACCGCGAGGCUUUUAGCUUGGACUACUUUCAUCCUGAGCACACAUGUAGAAGCUCACCAGGUGAUUGGAGGAAACGUGACCGUGGUGGAAGGAGGGACGAGCAUCUUGCCGUGUAAACUCAUCAACGAUAAGGACUCCCUCACCCAGAUGGCAUGGAGGAAGGAACCUGAGGAGGACAAUUUAAUUUCGAUUAAACCCAUUACUGGAAUGAAAUUCGUCAACGGAGUGGAUAAACGAUUUGAAUUUUUUGGGGACGUUAGCGACUACAACGGAUCUCUACGGUUUUCCAACAUCACUUUGAGAGAUGAAGGCACCUACACGUGCAUCUUCACUUUGUUCCCCAUCGGAAAUGUCCAGACGAAGAUACUUCUAAACGUGCUUGUGCCUCCGCUCACAAGCCUUGAGGAUAAUCGUCCUAUUUUGGGUGAAGGAGAAGUUCCCCUCGUUACAUGCAAGGCAGCUGGUUCCAAACCUGCUGCAGAGGUGCGUUGGCUCAAAGGUACUUUGGCAGAAAAAGUGACGGAAAGAACUCACGUCACCCGUCAUGACGACGGUACGACAACCACAGUCAGCUUGCUGUCUGGAGCGCCGAGCAGAGAAAUCCACGGUCACUUGGUCGAGUGUAUCGUCACUAAUGCAGCCCUGUCAAAAGAGGAGAGGCUGCCUUUCAACAUACAGAUCUACUUCCCACCCACUGAAGUGAACAUCAGCAUGAAAUCGGAGGAUGCAUUUGAAUGUGAGACUGAAGCCAACCCACAUGCACAAUUUACCUGGAGCAGAUCCGACCGUUCUGGGCUUCAGUCUGCUGUCAGAGUAGAAGGUGCAACGCUACGGUUUCUGAGCAUGACCUCUGACCUGAAUGGCCUCUACCAGUGUGAAGCAUCCAACCUGUAUGGAAAAAAACACAGCUACAUCUAUGUGCAUGUGACUUCUGAAGUCUGCCGUACCUCAUUUGGGAUUUUGAUCAUCAUCAUGAUUCUCAUUGGAGUCGCUGCUCUGUGUUACAAGAUGUGGAAAUUUCGAAUGGACAGGACAAGAGAGGACUUGUGUGCAGAGACGAGGACGGUCCAAGUAUUACAGCCACUGGUAGAAUAAAAAUGUGAAUUUGGGAUCUUUUUUAUGACCUUCAAAUUAUAACAUUUAUUAUUACCAACCACCUAGUGGGUCGUCUGCAUAACUUACUUAAGUAAGACUACUCAUUCCAUCACUCACUGUGAAUAAACUCUCAUCACAAUACUGUGUUCAACUUUGAACUUCAGAAAAAACAGAGGGCCGCAGGCCGGCACAGCCAGUGGAACCAACAACAAGCGGCGGAGUCAGUACACAGAGAGGCUCAAUUCAAUCUAUGGGCUCCACUGAGCUGACGACACAUUUCAAUGAGCGUUAAACAAGAGACAAGAAACCAAGAGCUUCAGAGGACGUCAAUCACACCGAUUCCUUUGUGCGUUAUUACAUUAAAACCAGCAGGUCACUUCAAGGA